This is a messenger RNA of Colletotrichum fioriniae, 1845 nucleotides long. Lineage: Eukaryota; Fungi; Ascomycota; Sordariomycetes; Glomerellales; Glomerellaceae. The record is from RefSeq and is a predicted model, not a curated record.
AUGAAGGUCAAGUGCUCCGGCUCUCAGCCUUGUACACGUUGCGAUCGAAAGAAGCAUAGAUGCAUCUUUGCUGUUGAGGAUAAGAGGAUAUCGGUGCCGGAAAGUUACCUCCGGGAGCUUCAGAACCGGAACAGUGAGCAUCCAGGCUCAGACCGCUCGACGAGAGCUCUGAGCCGGGGAGACGACGUCGAGGACGUGCAGAGUCGGUAUGCGGAUGCGGAUGCGUAUGCGACGCCGCAUCAUACUUCUCUUGCUCAGGCUGAAGAUAAUACCGGGCAGUUGGAGACGCCGAGCCAUGGUGAGUCGUGCUCGUCGCUUGUCGUUGAGUUUGUGCAAUCAGACAAGUCAACUCUUAUUGACGCUGUCAACUUCGUAGACAGUCCACAACCGACAGGCCCUCCGGCAUCCGAGCCGGAUACUGAAGUAGGAUAUGCCCGUUCGAGUCAGGGGGAUCACGGCGACUUUGGCCCAGGGUUUAGGCAAAACCCGCUGGUGGAUAACGACUACACCUUUGCCAAGGUCGGGGAACGAUACUGGUACAUGGGCCCAACAUCGUCAUGGUCAUUCUGCCGACGAGUCUUAGCCCUCCUGGGUAAACGCCUACCAGAGGCAGCCCCCGACCCAUGGCACCUCCCACAUGAGGGCGCGUUCAGGAUGCAAUGGACGCCAUUAGGUGCCACCGAUACACCCGACGUAUCCAACCUCCCGCCGUUAGACUACGCCCUGUUCCUCUUCAACACCGUCAAGUUCUACCUCGGCGCCGUCUUCUAUGUGAUUGACGAGCCGUCUUUUCUCAAGAACCUCCAUGAGCUGUACGAGGACCCCGCAGGCAAGGCUAGCUCGGCAAGGUUGUGGUAUGCGCAGUACCUCUUAGUUUUGGCUUUCGGCAAGGCAUUCGUUGUUAAUAGUACCUCACAUACGGCGCCACCGGGGGUACAAUACGCUGCAAGGGCCAUGUCGUUGCUGCCAGAUCUAUCAGGGCUCAACCCGGAUACGAUUCCGGCUAUCCAGGCACUUGCUCUGGCUGCAUUGUAUUUUCAGUGUUUGGAUAUGAGGUUGGCUGCGUAUCAACAUAUCGGACAAGCACUACGAAUCGGCAUCGUUGAGGGCAUCUACAGGCAUAUGCCCGAAGAAGUUGUCGGGCGUGAGUACUCGAGACGCUGCAACAUUGUCUUCUGGGUGGUGUACACCCUAGACAGGGAGUUCUCAGCCUUGAUGGGAGCGCCGACUUCAAUUCGGGACGAGGAUAUCACUGUGAAGCUUCCUUCACAGAUGGAUAACUCCCUUGACGCACUGAAUAUGACUCUCCAUGUACGGCUAUCGCGGCUCAUGGCUCGUAUUCUUACAAUCCUCCGAACCCUCCGCGUGCUAGGCGACGAAGACCUCCUCGAAGCCUUCCUCCCCUUCCAGCUCGAAGACGCCUUCUCCUCCGCAUUCCUCCUCUACCUCAUCCGGGUCAUCAGCCCCUCCCUCCUGCACGACGAUUCGUGGUGCGAGAAUAUCAAAUGUGUGCUAGACAAGAUGAUUUCAAAGGGGAGUCUUGUGGCGCCACUGAGGAAGCUGGAGCUGAGUCAGUUGGAGCACAUCAUGUCUGCGUUGACGCCUGUGGGCGAGGAGCCGCCGACGCCGCCGCCAACGAGUGCGGCGCAUCACCAUUCUCAACAUCAUCAUGGGCACGGGCACGAGCAUGGGUCAUUCUUGGACCAGAUGGAGGAGGCUGGGUGGGAUAUCUUUGAUACGAGCGGGAUGGGCGGUCUUUCUCCGCAGGCGUUACUGGAUUUAGCGGAGAGGUUGGAUGUGGAGGACUUGAUUCAAUCUGUUGAUGGGGAUGGUGACAGAAGAUAA